This is a messenger RNA of Mercurialis annua (annual mercury), 2235 nucleotides long. Its product is annotated as cysteine-rich receptor-like protein kinase 44. The record is from RefSeq and is a predicted model, not a curated record. The transcript has 8 exons. The coding region runs from base 86 to 2029 and encodes 647 amino acids. Gene Ontology annotation, molecular function: protein kinase activity; ATP binding. Gene Ontology annotation, biological process: protein phosphorylation. Lineage: Eukaryota; Viridiplantae; Streptophyta; Magnoliopsida; Malpighiales; Euphorbiaceae.
UCCUUGUCUUAUAUAUCCCAACCAAAUUCUUAAAAUUUCAACCACUCCUUAAAAACUAAGCUCAGAAACACAACCAAUAUCAUCAAUGGAUCAUUCCAAGCUUUUUAUACUAUCAGUUAUAGCUUGGAAUUUAAGUUACAUGGUCAGAAUUACAAUUGCAGACGCAGGAAUCAACUUGUUAAAUCAAGGUUGCAGCAUCUAUAAUGUCUCCACUCCAUCAAACUUCAACUCCAAUCUGAAUGCUACGUUCAGAGACUUGCGCACGCAGAUCAACGGCGGCAAACUUUUCGCGACGGCGGAGCAGUUAAGUGGGGCGGAUGUUGUUCAUGCUAUGAUCCAGUGUAGAGAUUAUAUGUCUACUUCUGAGUGUGUAUCGUGUUUUAGUGCUGCUUCUACCCAAAUCCGUAAUUGUUCCGCCGUUAAUGGUGGUCGUGUCGUCUAUGAUGGUUGCUUCCUCAGGUAUGAAAGAAAUGAUUUCUAUGGAGAAACCACUCGAGACGCAAACCGAGAGUAUUGCGGGAACCGAACUACGAAAUCACCACCAACUGCUUUCCAAGCAGCAGUUGAAGGAUUGUUAAAAGAUCUUCAAAUUGCAACACCAAAAAUAACUAACUUUUUUGCUACCAGUAAAAGAGAAGUGACAGGUGCAAACAAUGUGUCAGUAUAUGCGACGGCGCAAUGCGUGCAUACCAUAGAUAUGGCAGGCUGCUUAGCUUGUAUGCAAGUAGCAUAUGCCAACAUUCAAAGAUGUCCUCCUAAUGCGGAUGGUAGGGCUAUUGAUUCUGGGUGUUUCAUGAGGUAUUCUGCUACACCAUUUUUUGCUGAUAACCAGACUUUAAAUCUCGGACCAUUCUUGAAAACAGAAAGUUCAAGUUCAAAGGCACCUCUUAUUGGAGGUGUAGCUGGAGGGGUAGGUUUGAUUGUGCUGCUUAUUGUGCUUGUUGUUUGGUUUAAGGUUUUAAGGAAGAAAAAUGCUCCUAGAGGCGACAUACUGGGGGCAACCGAAUUGCGAGGCCCUGUAAAUUACAGUUACAAUGACUUAAAGUCGGCAACUAAGAAUUUCACAGAAGAAAAUAAACUAGGAGAAGGAGGUUUUGGUGAUGUAUACAAGGGUACUUUGAAAAAUGGAAAAAUAGUUGCAGUAAAGAAGUUAGCUCUUAGCCAAUCACGGAGGGCACAGGCAGAUUUUGUAAGUGAAGUCACACUCAUCAGUAAUGUUCAUCACCGGAAUCUUGUCCGAUUACUUGGUUGUUGUAGCAAAGGACCAGAAUUACUUCUUGUGUACGAAUACAUGGCAAACAGCAGCCUCGAUAGAUUCUUAUUUGGUAAUAAACAAGGAUCUCUCACUUGGAAACAACGAUUUGAGAUAAUCCUUGGCACAGCACAGGGUCUUGCCUAUCUACAUGAAGAAUUUCAUGUAUGCAUCAUUCAUCGAGACAUUAAACCAAAUAAUAUUCUUCUGGCUGACGACUUUCAACCCAAAAUAGCAGAUUUUGGGUUGGCAAGGCUAUUGCCUGAUAAUCAGACUCAUCUAAGCACCAAAUUUGCCGGCACAAUGGGAUACACAGCACCUGAGUAUGCAAUCCAUGGACAGUUAUCCGAAAAGGUAGAUACCUACAGCUAUGGCAUAGUUGUGCUAGAAAUCAUCAGUGGCAGAAAGAGCAGUGAGAUGUUAGUUGAUCCCGGUUCAGAUUACCUCCUCAAAAGUGCAUGGAAGCUAUAUGCAAAUGGUAUGCACCAAGAAUUGGUGGAUAAAAGCUUAGACCCGAAUGAAUAUGAAGUAGAAGAAGUGAAGAGAAUCGUAGAGAUUGCCCUGAUGUGUACCCAAUCAUCACCUGCUUUAAGGCCAACCAUGUCUGAGGUGAUCAUUCUGCUCAAAAGUAAAGGUUCCCUACAACAUAGGCCACCAACAAGACCUCCCUUUUUAGAACCUGAUGAAAGGGUGGUCAUCCAUGACGAUAGGUCGACAUCCACUGCAUCCUCGGCAUCAAACGCCACUGCUUCUAUUACUCAGGUAUCAGGUCGCUAAUCCCUGCAUAUUCAUAAAAUGUGAAGCACGGCUUUGGUUAGAAAUAUACCAGAUCAUCUGUCAUAGCUAGUACAGAUUGCAUCACUUUUUUUUUAUAAUGUAAUUAUUGUAUUCUUGUUUCAAAGAGUGGAUUUCUCUUGGUCCUCUGACAUUAAAGAUCAGUUUUACUGAAUACAUACAGCUAAACAAACAUCAAUUUUCCUUUA